Messenger RNA from Tupaia belangeri chinensis (Chinese tree shrew), 1427 nucleotides. RefSeq names its product CD2 molecule (gene CD2). Gene Ontology annotation, biological process: positive regulation of type II interferon production; cell-cell adhesion. Lineage: Eukaryota; Metazoa; Chordata; Mammalia; Scandentia; Tupaiidae. The transcript has 5 exons. The record is from RefSeq and is a predicted model, not a curated record. The coding region runs from base 118 to 1152 and encodes 344 amino acids. Gene Ontology annotation, cellular component: membrane. Gene Ontology annotation, molecular function: signaling receptor binding.
CUAAAAGAAGUCAGAAAGACAAGCACGUGGUUAAGCUCUGAGAGGGUGGAUUCUACCAGUCUUACUUCAGUUCCUUUUGCAACAGGAGCUCAGAAUCACAAGGAGACUAACCCAAAGAUGAGUCUCCCAUAUCACAUUUUAGCCAGCUUCCUUCUGAUUUUCAGCUCUUCCGCUAAAGGUCAAGACUCCGAGCCUAUUCCUCUCUGCGGUGUUGUGGACCAGGACAUCAACUUGGAUAUUCCCGAUUUUUCCAUGAGUGAUCUCGUCGAUGAUAUACAAUGGAGAAUAGGAUCAAAUAAGAGCAAGGUUGCACAGUUUCACAGAGACAGGAACAAUACCUCGCCAAUUGAGAGAUACGAGAUAUUACAAAAUGGAACGCUGAAAAUUAAACAUCUGAAGAAAAAUGAUAAUAAUACCUACAAGGUAUCAAUAUUUAAUAAAAAAGGAAAAAGCCUGUUGGAGAGGAGUUUUAAUUUGAAGAUUGUAGAGAUGGUCUCAAAACCAAAGAUCUCCUGGAAUUGUGUCAAUAAAACCCUGACCUGUGAGAUACUGGAUGGAACUGACCCUCAGUUAAAGCUAUCUCAGAAAGGAAGACAGCUGGGAAGCAUCCUUCAGAAGGUUCUCACACACAAGUGGACCAGUAAGCUGCCCACAGAAGUCACGUGCACGGCAAAGAACAGCCUAAGUGAGAAAUCCACUGUGACAGCCAUCAGCUGUUCAGAGAAGGGUCUGAACAUCUACCUCAUCAUCGGCACCUGUGUAGCAGGCACCCUUCUGAUGGUCUUCGUGGCACUGCUCAUUUUCUACAUCAGCAGGAGGAAGAAACAGAACAGGAGGAAAAACGAUGCGGAACUGGAGCUCAAAGCCCACAGAGUGACUACCAAGGAAAGGGCCCGAAAGCCCAACCAGAUUCCAGCCACAAUGCCUCAAAAUCCAGCAGCUUCCCAGCCUCCUCCUCCACCACCUGGUCAUCGUUCCCAUGCACCUGGUCAUCGCCAAGUGCCUGCAGGCCACCGCGUUCAGCACCAGCAGCAGAAGAGGCCUCCUCCAUCAGGCACACAAGUUCACCAACAGAAAGGCCCUCCCCUCCCCAGACCUCGGGUUCAGCCAAAACCUCCCCCCGGAGCUACAGAAAAGUCCCCCUCUCACUAAAAGAGAUAGAGGCCCAGCCACAGUAGCACAUGCUGCUAGGCGCUGCUGCUUGGCAGGCUGAGGCCCAUGUAGGAGGUCCGGGGUCAAUUCCUGUCCAUCCUAACCAUCAGGGGAGCGGUGCACAUCUGUAGUCCCAUCCCCCAGGGGAACUGAGGCAGGAGGUUUGUGACAUAGUGAAACCCUGCCUAAAAACAAGGGGUGGAGAUGGUGUUGCAGUGGUAAAACGCAGGCUCUGUGAGGCUGCCUCACCCCAGCCAGUUCCUGUCUGGAGAGUA